CCUCAGUUAUUUGCUGCAUAUUUAUCCAAAUAGUUUUAAGUCGCGAUCAGUUCCGAGCGUAUCAUAUACGAUACACUCGCGCGAGUCCAGUUUGCAGGCUGUAACUUGAAUUCUGGUUAUUUGCUUUGUAAAGCGAGCAAGUGAAUGUCGCAGUAGCACGUGCUUUGUGUACCAGAAUGGCGUUUAACGAAAACACAAGGCCCCUUACUGCUGCCGAACUGCAGGAAUUAGCAGACAAUAUGGAUUUGAAUGACUCGGAUAUAGAUGAUAACAUUGAUAUCGGCGAAUCGGGUGAGGAGCAGGAGGAGUUUUUUCAACAGCCUGACGUAACACCACAGGAUGACAAUUUCGAUACUUCCGAUGAAGAACCCUUGAUAAACAUUGUAAAGAGAAUUAGUGAUCGUUGUAGGUAUAGACAUAAAGAAGAAUUUUAUCCAUCAGUAGUGAGAGAGUUUGUUCAAGAAGAAAUAAACAGAAGCGUCAAAGAACCAAUGCAAUAUUUUUGCAAAUAUCUUGACGACGAUUUUUUUGAAAAUAUUGCACAUUUCAGCAAUAUUAGAGAAGUGAAAACUACCGGAAAAUCUUUAGGAACUUCUUCUGCAGAGAUCAAAAGGUUUUUUGGAUGUUCUAUGCUGAUGGGCAUCUACAAUCUACCACGCAUUAAAAUGUACUGGGGUGUACAAACUAGAGUACCCAUAAUUUCUGAAAAAAUGUCUCGGAAUAGGUUCUUCGUUCUGAGAUCGCGCCUGAAGCUUGUUGAUGAUGACAUGGUCAGUAAAGAAGCAAGGGAUCUAGAUAGGUUUUGGAAGGUAAAGCCUAUGCUAGAGAAAAUUCAACGAGGUUGUCGUUCAAAUAUCAGAACAGAAAAUGUGUCAAUAGACGAACAGAUGAUACCUUUUCAUGGACAAGUUAAAAUGAGACAAUUCGUAAGAGGUAAGCCAAAUCCGGUAGGCCUCAAAGCUUUUGUUAUGACAACACCACAGGGAAUACCUUUAGAUAUUUUAAUGUACGAAGGGAAGGGUACUUCAGUAGAUUCCAUACUUGUAGACACGCCAGAAAAGCUUAACGUCGGAGGGAGAUAUGUUUUAAAACUGGCCGAUACACUACCAAAGGGAGUUUCAGUUUUUACGGAUAGGUUUUUUACAUCUAUACCUUUGGUAGAUUGUAUGUUAUCAAGAUCCUUGACUGUUACUGGUACUCUAAUGUCUAAUAGAGUUCCUAAAGAGGCGAAAUUCGAAUCGGACAGCAUUCUAAAGAAACGAGGCAGGGGCUCAUCGGAUCAAUUAGUAAGACAAGACGAGAAGAUGGUCCUAGUAAAAUGGUUUGACUCUAGGCCAGUGCAAAUGGCGUCAUCUAAGUGUGGUUCUGAGCCUCUAGGAGAAUGCAAAAGGUGGUCAAAAUCUGACAAUAAAUACAUACAGAUUCCACAGCCAAACGUUAUUAAGGAAUAUAACGCAUUCAUGGGUGGAGUUGACUUACUUGAUCGGGUCAUCGGAAAAUAUUGUAUGAGGUCAAGGACAAAAAAAUGGACAAUACGUUUCAUUUAUCAUUUUUUUGAUUUUGCUGCUGCUGCUUCUUGGUUGGAAUAUCGUGAAGAUGCCUCUUUAGCACGUCUUGAGAAAAAACAGAUCAUGGAUUACAUGGAUUUUAAAUUUGCUAUUGCACAAGCACUUCUUUACAAUUUGGAAGAUAAAGAAAAUGAAACAUCAGAAGAUGAAGAAGCUGUUGAAAUUAAAAAGCCUAGGCUAGUUGAAGCACUACCUGCAAGAGGAUUUAGACGAGAAAGCGCAUUACAUUUGCCUGAAUUUAUGAAUGAUAAGCAAAAAAGCAGGUCAAAAUGUCGUUUAGCAGGAUGCAAGAUGUUAACUUUUACCAGGUGUACCGCUUGUAAUGUUUUUCUAUGCUGCAGUGUAAAUAGAAAUUGUUUUUUACUAUUUCAUAAGUAAAUUUGCAGUUCUAUGAUAUAAAUUUGCUUUGUAACAUUGAAUUAAUAAAUUUACUUUUUUAACUUAUCAUUUCUUUAAUAUAUUUUUUGUGUAGAUGGAGAUCCAAGGUAUCAUAGAUGAUACCUGGCAUAAAACCAAAAAUCUAUUUUUGUUUCAAAAAAUUUGCUUCGUUUGUGCCUUACUAGGUCCAUUAGAACCCAAAAUCACUAUUUUUGCUAAUAAGUCCCAGUUAUCUGGCUCUUGGGUCCGAGGAGGAUACUCAAUAGCUCUGUUUUAAACAUU
Molecule: messenger RNA, 2228 nt
Organism: Acanthoscelides obtectus
Lineage: Eukaryota; Metazoa; Arthropoda; Insecta; Coleoptera; Chrysomelidae
Source: the annotation of a GenBank genome assembly